AUGAGUCAGUUGUUGGGUCGUCAGGACUGUAUUAGGAGCCUCCGAAAAGAUCUAGAGGACAUUCAGGGCGCGAUUCUGGAUGUCUUUUCCAGAACCGGACCACUUCAGUUCUCCUCCUGGAAAUACCCUGACAAACUGUCCUGCAAACUGGAUAUGGAGUCUUUGCUGGAAGAGUAUGACUAUGUGGAUGGAGAGGAGGCAUUCAAUCAGCACUCCCACAUUGUUUUGCUGGAGUUGGUGAUUGACAGGUUGCUUCUUCUUCUGCAAAGUGUCGGUGCUUAUACUAAGCAAGAGGGAGGAUGCUGCAGAGACCAAGCCCAGCAGAAAGGAUGCCUGUCAGUUGGCCUUGUGGUUAGGAACUAUUGGAGCAGUUUAAUUCAAUUUUCCAAUAGGAAGGAGAUGACCAAAUACAUUGCAAAACAGACACAACCAAAGACAAUUAACUGUGAUGACACAAAGACAGAGUCACCAGUUUCUCAAUUAACUAGCCCUGAAACUGUCUUUCACAGAAGUGCGGUAUCUGGCAUGUCCUCCACCAGCUCAUUUAAAUUUCUCCCCCAUAAUAAUGGUCAUUCCAGUCACACCAACAACACCCUGAACUAUCAUGAAGCUGACUGCCGUAGUGCAAGCUGCCAAACUAUAGAAUCAUCACUUGUUCCCUGUGAUGCGUGUCAACAAGUGCAAUCGCAUUUGAUAAAUACAGGACGCAAUUUGGUACAUUUACUUCAGAAUGAGGGCCUGCCCUCAUCUCUGCAGCGUCUCUCAGCGGUUAUUGAGGAUUCAGUAGAGGUGGGACAUAUGAUCGCAAGUGAUGUUGCCCAGUGGGCCGACAUGCAGCUCAAGGAUAUACGGCGGCUGGAAAAACAUCUUCAGGAUGUGCGGAACACUGUACAGCCCCUUAAAGACGAACUGGUAGCAGCUGAAAAGGAACGUAAAAGAUUAAGGUCUCACUUUGAGAAAGCACAGAAAAAGUUCAAUCAAGAGGUGGAAAAACACCAAACAACAGUAGUCCAACUGGAGUUUUCAUUGCAAAAAGCAAGGCAAUCUGUGAAAGACACAGAGCAAAAGCUGCAAGAGGAACUACAGCAGCUUAAGAGAGAAACCUUUGCUUUGGAGGAGAGUAACACCAAUCUGAAAGCGAAAGUAGUGAUGCAUCAAGAAACUUUACAAGCACUAGAAUAUGAAAAGAAUGUGUUGAAUGAGAAAGUGAAGAACUUACAAAAAGAAGAGGAGGCCUGUUCUAAACUACAGCAAAGGAUCCAUCAACUGAAGGCUGAAAUCUCUGACACUCAACUCCUUCUUGACAAAGAGACUGCCAAGUACCACAGUGCCUGUCGGCAGCAAGAGUCAAUGCAGAUGAAACAAAAAUCUUUGUUGGGGAGAGUUGAUGCUCUCGACGAAGAGUGUGAAGAGUUGCAGAGGCAGCUAGAGGAGAGAGAGGAGACGGAGGCCGGCCUAAACAACCAGCUGCAACAGAUGUCAGAGGUGAACCAACAUCUACAGUCUCAGCUUACUCAACAGCAGGACUUGUAUACAGAACUCCAAAAAGAGAAGCACACGCUAGAAACACAUGCAGAUGAACUGAAGAAACAUGUGGCUGAGCUGAAGGAACAUGUGCAAGCUUUAACGGAGAGGGAGAAGCUAUUGGUGUCUUUCCCAGAGCUCAGCAGUUGGCCUCAGGACCAACCACAGAGUACAGGUGACAUGCUUUUGGACAUGGAGCAACAACUGAAGGCAAACAGUAUACGAAUAAAAAUUCUGGAGCAGGAAAAUUCCACUCUGCACAAGACUCUGGAGAAACUGCGGCAAACAGCA
This is a messenger RNA of Cololabis saira (Pacific saury), 1815 nucleotides long. RefSeq names its product coiled-coil domain containing 157 (gene ccdc157). The record is from RefSeq and is a predicted model, not a curated record. The annotation marks the transcript as partial. The transcript has 8 exons. NCBI's taxonomy places the organism in Eukaryota, Metazoa, Chordata, Actinopteri, Beloniformes, Belonidae.